Musa acuminata subsp. malaccensis (wild Malaysian banana) is the source of this 3345-nucleotide messenger RNA. The record is from RefSeq and is a predicted model, not a curated record. Lineage: Eukaryota; Viridiplantae; Streptophyta; Magnoliopsida; Zingiberales; Musaceae.
CCAUGCGAAGUUAUGCAUGUUUUGCAACUUUGGGGGCGGUGUAUGCUUUCUAUGAAAUUAAAUAUUUAGACAUCAAUGGUGCAUGGUUUGGUAUUUGAGAACUCUGUGAUCUGUUUAUGGUGUUUAUUCUUAAUUUGCAAACAAAUAUUUGAAGUUGUCAUGGAGGGUUGAUAAUUUCGUUCAAAAACCAUCAUCUGCUGAUUGGAUUUUGCCAGCCGCAGGUGGUGAACAGCAUCGGUCUCUGCACCUUAGCUCCUUUGUUCGUGUCUUCAUCUACAGAUGUGAAGGUAAGACUUAUUAAUUGUUUCAUAACUAUUUUGUGCUGCUUGCCUUCUAAUUGCUUUCACCGAUGGGUUUCUCUGAUUUAUAUCAACGUGAUAUUCGAAGAAAUAACUGAUUAAGCUCUCACGGACAGCCAUGGAUUUCAAGCUAUUUCGUCCCAGAUUUUGACGCGUUGCUUUCAGCAAAUGUUUGAAGGGUCAGUGAGCCUUCCAGGUUCUUUGGGUCUCAGUCUUGGCUGGUUGGUUGCAUGUUGCAGCUGCUGCUUCUAUUUUGUCUGUCUGUCUUCUAUUAAUUAAACCUCGCUUGUCUCCGUGCCUUAUGUGAAGCUUUUCAAUUGUGAUGCUUUCUGUGGUGUAAUUGGAAUAUUAUGUUAUCAUGGUUUCAAUGAUUUGUAUUGGCAGUUGCAGGAAAGAGAAAUCUUAGAUUCCAAGGUGCCGAUUGAAGUCUUUGACACUUAGUGCUCUUGAAGUCAUCACAUCAGAGGACAAAUUAUCUUGGUAUUUAAAGCUCAUGAUAUGCCAGUGGCCAUCCUAUUCGUCACUGUCCUGCUUUGUCUCCUUUCCACGGAAGUCCUGCGGCUGGGAUAGCUGAUUACCUCUUAGAAAAGGCAUGGCAGAAUGACCAUCUGGCUGGGGUAACUGGGAGACUCUAUUCGUUAUUAUUGCAUGGCAGAAUAUUGCAGCAUACCAUGACAACUGUCCCAAAAUAGAUAAUAAUAAUAAGUCGCUUGAGAACUUGGUACCUAAACUUCAGAAGGAGCAGAGCUAGUCGAUAUGGACACAAAAUAUAGUUUCUUGACUGUAGUUGAUCUUUUAUUGAAAGGGUUGAUCAAUUUAAUCAUUCACACCUUAAUAAUUUUAUGGCUGGAGACGCAACAUGGCUGCAAUUAUUGGAGGUGGAUUGUGGUUUGUCCUAUAUCUUGUCUUCUCGAAUGGUUCUUCAUCAACAAUUUUCAUUUCUUUGGCCACACAGGAAGAUUGGAGCCAAUUUGUCCCAUACAACUCUGCAUAAGUUUCCUAUGACUUGUGAAUAGGAAAAAGAUGCUCUCUAUUUGGCAAUUAAUGGUGAUCUGGAAGGAGCUGCUUGCUUUGGGGAGUUGGAGGAGGCUCUCUUUCAGGGAGUCGAUGGCAUGAGAGGAACUGAAGACACAAAAUCUUUUCUUGCGAGCAGACCCGCAACACUCGAGAUCUUCCCAUCGUGGCCAAUGAUACACCAGCAAAUUCCCAGAGUUAACACACUCUCAGCGAGGAGCUUUGAUCCAGGCUCAGCUCAAAACUAUGGGUGUCAUGUGGGAUCAGACUCCCCAGACAACAGCAAGGACUCCUCAGGCGAGUUGGCUGACCGCAAGCAGCAGCAAGAGAUGAUGAUGUCAAGUACUGUUUCCAGGACAGGAGAAACACGGAAUCCUCAGCCUUCAUCCCAAGAAAAGAGAACGAUGACCGGUUCAACUACAGCGAAAGAUGGAAAGGUGCUUGAUGAUAAGGCACUGAGACGCCUGGCUCAAAAUCGAGAGGCAGCACGAAAGAGCCGACUGAGGAAAAAGGCUUACGUGCAACAACUAGAGUCCAGUAAAGUUAGGCUUCAACAGAUCGAGCAUGAUCUCGACAGAGCAAGAUCACAGGGUCUUUUCCUGGCAGCAGCCGGCAGUACUGGAGUCAUCAGUCCCGGCGCUGCGUUGUUCGACAUGGAGUAUGCCCGAUGGUUGGCCGAGAGAUGCAAGCUCAUGUCGGUCCUCCGAAAUGCAUUACAGGCUCACCCUCCUGAGGGUAAUCUUGGUGUCUUGGUGGAUGAGUGCAUCAGGCACUACGAUGAGCUCUUCCAGCUGAAAGCCACUGUUGCAAAAGCCGACGUCUUCCACCUCUUGAAUGGAACGUGGAAGACCCCGGCGGAGCGCUGCUUCCUGUGGAUGGGUGGGUUUAAGCCCUCUGAGCUACUCAACAUACUGAUUCCGAAGCUGGAUCCGUUGGAGCAACAGCUGGUGUGGAUCUGCAACCUGAAGCACUCGUCGGAGCAGGCGGAGGAGGCGCUCUCCCUGGGCCUCGGGCAUCUCCACCUUUCUUUGACACAAAUAAUUGCCGGCAGGUCUCUCUGCGAUGGCAUCGGCGACGGAGAAUACAUGAACCUCAUGGCCGCCGCACUGGGAAAGCUUGUCGACUUCGAAGAAUUCGUCAGCCAGGCUGACAACUUGAGACGACAGACCUUGCACAAUUUGCGUCGACACUUAACCAUCAGACUAGCAGCAAGAUGUUUCCUGGCAAUCGGAGAGUACUACACCCGCCUUCGUGCUCUGAGCUCCAUAUUGACUUCUCGAUCUCCUCGAGAGAGCUUGAUUGCAGAUGAUACUGUUGUUCCUACAACAACAGACCUGCAAAUUGUUCAUCGACCACUGCAACAUCAUUUUUACAACUUCUGAGAUCAUGCUGAGGAAGCAUGUCAUGCAUACUUGCCAUUUUGAGCUCAUGCACAUUGGAGUUUGAGAGAGAGAGAGAGAGAGAGAGAGAGAGAAAGGAGUAAUAUGUUGUAUUAUCAUUGAGAUCUUAUGCAUAAAGAGAUUAUACUUGAUCAAAGGCAGUAUAUAUCAUGGCUGUUGAACAAGACCAAAGGUUAGCAGCAGAAGAUGAGAAAAGUAAUUAAUGGCAAGAAAAAGAUGUGCAAAUGUUGUAUGAAGAACCAAAUCAAUGUAUGGCCCUUUGCAACUUGACCUAACUUGGAAUAUUAAAAGAAAUUGAAGAUGCCAGCAUCAAGAUCCAAAACUUGCACUACAACACGACAAAUAUGAGAGUGCAUGGCUUUAUCAAAUGCUGCUUUCUGCAACAAGUUAUAUUGUAAGUGAUAUAUGUGAGAUCUGACUUGGUGUGGGACAAUUUGGAGUUAUAAUAAUUCUACUCCCUGGUGUUGUGGCCAUCACAGACAGCAACAGAACUCAGCUCAGCAUACAUAUUAUAUAUACACAGCCAUAGACCUACUGAUAGACUGCAGCCACUCGAUGUGUUCUCUCUAUUGAAAUCUCACUAUAUUUUAUGUGAAUUGUAAAUAUAGUAUUGAUCAAUCAAGUUGAUAAAA